Messenger RNA from Bubalus bubalis (water buffalo), 27182 nucleotides. RefSeq names its product dystonin (gene DST). The transcript is spliced from 98 exons. The record is from RefSeq and is a predicted model, not a curated record. Gene Ontology annotation, biological process: hemidesmosome assembly; cell-cell adhesion; skin development. NCBI's taxonomy places the organism in Eukaryota, Metazoa, Chordata, Mammalia, Artiodactyla, Bovidae. Gene Ontology annotation, molecular function: calcium ion binding; structural molecule activity; microtubule binding. Gene Ontology annotation, cellular component: cytoplasm; intermediate filament; focal adhesion. Bases 470 to 26188 code for a protein of 8572 amino acids.
CUUUGGAACUAAGUUUGAAAGGCACUUUGCUAAACGUCUCCUGACUGGUGUUUGCUUUCUGUUUGCGCUCAGAUUUGUUGCAUCGCCAGUCGUUCCAAAGGUUAGAGCAGACUUGGGUCAUGUAACUGCAUUUCAGAAAACCGAAAGGAAAGCGAGGGUCAGAAUGUUUUUGUACAGCCAAGGCUAAGGGUUUGCCUUGAAAGCUCAUCAGCAUGUUAUUUGACAGUGAGCAGUAAUGUUUGUCUAAGAGGAUUGCUGGCCAGAAAUAAGCCACGGCGUCUAAUGAGACCCGGGGCCGGCCGGGCAGGAUGCCACGGCGUUUCUUGCGGGUGCCUUUCUCAUGAGCAAGAUGGCCUCACGCUGAAGAGGAUGGUCACGAAGUCUGAGGAGUUAGGCUGCGUGGAGAUCUGAGGAAGCCCCGGCUUUUGAAAUGAGGGACUCUGUGCAGCUGUGAGUUUCUGCAAAUCAAAUGGGGAAUGUCUGUGGAUGUGUCCGAGCCGAGAAAGAAGAACAGUAUCUGGAUCCUGCCAAAACUCCUCUGAGACUUGAAAAGUACUCUGCUGGAAGAAGAAAAUACUUUAGACGGGGCCUGACCAAGAAAGCAGCAGAUGACACAGAGUCAGGAGGGCCUCGGCUUGAUGAUGAAGGGAAGAGAAGCGCCCGCCCGCUCUCUGGAGGGCAGGCAGCCCCCUGGGCCCGGGGGCUGGCGCAGGAGCUGGGGGCCAGCCCCGGCCUCACUCUGCAGGCAGGGGUCCAGCCCCAGACGGCGAGCGGUCAGCGUCACCCUGGGGGCCCUUCUCAACAUCAGGAAACCCAAGUCAGAGUCAGCAUACCAGAGGAAAGGGUUUCAGAAAAAGACAGCACCCCCUACCAUGCAAAGAGAAAGGACCACUUUGAUGAUGUCAACACAAGAAAAAGAACAUUCCAGAGAAAAACGGGUGGCUUUUCUUCACGAAAAGCAGCCAGCUUAAGUUCCAUUCACUGUGGUACAGAGAGAUCACUUGAAAAAGGUGGGUUUUCUGAAGAUCCAUCAAAAAAUGACAGCGGUAUUCAGGAAAAGCAAAACACGGAAAGAUCUUGCCUUCAGGAAGCACACCGUUUCCAGUUUGGAAAAAAGAGAUGUCAUUCCCUCUGUGAUAAUAUGUCCUUCCCUUCCAAGGACACGAAGGAGAUAUCUGAUAUCCAUGUUACUGGUGAGUCAGAAGACAUGUCAGCGAAAGAGAGACUGUUACUGUGGACGCAGCAGGCCACGGAGGGUUAUGCUGGGAUUCGGUGUGAAAAUUUCACCACCUGCUGGAGAGAUGGGAAACUAUUUAAUGCCAUCAUUCAUAAAUACAGGCCGGACCUGAUAGACAUGAAUACUGUUGCUGUUCAAAGCAACCUUGCAAAUUUAGAGCACGCUUUCUAUGUAGCAGAAAAAAUUGGUGUUAUACGACUUCUGGAUCCUGAAGAUGUGGAUGUCUCCUCACCUGAUGAAAAGUCAGUAAUAACUUAUGUAUCAUCUCUCUAUGACGCAUUUCCCAAAGUCCCUGAAGGUGGUGAAGGCAUCGGGGCAAAUGAUGUCGAAGUCAAGUGGAUUGAAUACCAGAAUAUGGUCAACUACCUCGUCCAGUGGAUCAGACACCACGUGGCCACCAUGUCGGAGAGAACGUUUCCUAAUAAUCCUGUAGAACUCAAGGCACUUUACAAUCAGUAUUUACAGUUUAAAGAAACAGAAAUUCCACCAAAGGAGACAGAAAAAUCAAAAAUUAAACGCUUAUAUAAAUUAUUAGAGAUUUGGAUAGAGUUUGGACGCAUCAAACUCCUUCAAGGUUAUCACCCAAACGACAUAGAAAAGGAGUGGGGAAAGCUCAUCAUCGCCAUGCUGGAGAGGGAGAAGGCUCUUCGUCCCGAAGUUGAAAGGUUGGAGAUGUUGCAGCAGAUUGCUAACCGAGUUCAGAGGGGCAGUGUCAUCUGUGAAGACAAACUGUUGCUUGCCCGAAAUGCUCUCCAGUCUGAUUCUAAAAGAUUGGAAUCCGGGCUGCAGUUUCAGAAUGAAGCAGAGAUUGCUGGAUAUAUCCUUGAAUGUGAGAACAUUUUACGCCAGCAUGUAAUUGAUGUACAGAUUCUGAUUGAUGGAAAGUACUACCAGGCAGACCAGUUGGUGCAGAGGGUUGCAAAACUGCGCGAUGACAUCAUGGCCUUGCGGAACGAAUGUUCCUCAGUGUACAGCAAAGGCCGCGUGCUGACGACGGAGCAGACGAAGCUCAUGAUAUCAGGAAUCUCUCAGAGUUUAAACUCAGGAUUUGCACAGACCUUAGCCCCCAGCAUGAACUCAGGGCUGACGCAGGGUCUCACACCUUCCCUGACUCCGUCCAGCGUGACCUCGGGCCUGUCGUCAGGGCUGACUUCCCGCCUGACCCCAUCUGUCACUCCUGCCUAUACGCCUGGCUUCCCAUCAGGGUUAGUUCCAAAUUUCGGCUCAGGAGGGGAGACAAGCACCCUGCAGACUCUGAAGCUGAUGCAGAUCCGAAAGCCCCUUCUCAAGUCGUCUCUGCUGGACCAGAAUUUAACAGAAGAGGAAAUCAACAUGAAAUUUGUUCAGGACCUUUUGAAUUGGGUGGAGGAGAUGCAGGUGCAGCUGGACCGCACUGAAUGGGGAUCAGAUUUGCCAAGUGUUGAAAGCCAUUUAGAAAAUCAUAAAAAUGUCCACCGAGCUAUUGAAGAAUUUGAAUCUAGCCUUAAAGAAGCUAAGAUCAGUGAGAUCCAGAUGACGGCACCUCUUAAACUAACUUAUGCAGAAAAGUUACACAGAUUAGAGAAUCAGUAUGCAAAACUCUUGAAUACAUCCAGGAAUCAGGAGCGGCACCUUGACACACUCCACAAUUUUGUAACUCGUGCAACGAAUGAACUUAUUUGGUUGAAUGAAAAAGAAGAGGAGGAAGUCGCUUACGACUGGAGUGAAAGAAACACCAACAUAGCCCGGAAGAGAGAUUACCACGCUGAAUUGAUGAGAGAACUUGAUCAAAAGGAAGAAACUAUUAAGUCAGUUCAAGAGAUAGCGGAGCAGCUGCUUCUGGAAAAUCACCCAGCCCGGUUAACCAUUGAGGCCUACCGCGCGGCAAUGCAGACGCAGUGGAGCUGGAUCCUGCAGCUCUGCCAGUGUGUGGAGCAGCACGUGAAGGAGAACGGUGCUUACUUCGAGUUUUUCAAUGAUGCCAAAGAAGCCACAGAUUACUUGAGGAAUCUAAAAGAUGCCAUCCAGCGGAAGUACAGCUGUGACAGGUCCAGCAGCAUCCACAAACUGGAGGACCUCGUUCAGGAGUCAAUGGAAGAAAAAGAAGAGCUUCUGCAGUAUAAAAGUACAGUGGCGAGCCUGAUGGGGAGAGCAAAAACAAUUGUUCAGUUGAAGCCCAGAAAUGCUGACUGUCCACUCAAAACUUCUCUUCCGAUCAAAGCCAUCUGUGACUACAGACAAAUUGAGAUAACCAUUUUCAAAGACGAUGAAUGCGUUUUGGCAAACAACUCUCAUCGUGCUAAGUGGAAGGUCAUCAGCCCCACUGGGAAUGAGGCCAUGGUCCCUUCUGUGUGCUUCACCGUCCCUCCUCCAAACAAAGAGGCGGUUGACCUUGCAAACAGAAUUGAGCAGCAGUAUCAGAAUGUCCUGACCCUUUGGCACGAGUCUCACAUAAACAUGAAGAGUGUGGUCUCCUGGCACUAUCUCAUCAAUGAAAUCGACAGAAUCCGAGCGAGCAAUGUGGCUUCAAUAAAGACCAUGUUGCCUGGUGAACAUCAGCAAGUUCUGAGUAAUCUGCAAUCCCGUUUUGAAGAUUUUCUUGAAGAUAGCCAGGAAUCCCAAAUAUUUUCAGGCUCAGAUAUAACACAACUGGAAAAGGAGGUUAAUGUGUGCAAGCAGUAUUAUCAAGAACUCCUUAAAUCUGCAGAAAGAGAGGAGCAAGAGGAAUCGGCUUACAACCUCUACAUCUCUGAAGUUCGAAACCUCAGGCUUCGGCUGGAGAGCUGUGAGGACCGUCUCAUCAGACAGAUCCGCACCCCACUGGAGAGAGACGACCUGCAUGAGAGCGUGUUCAGGAUCUCGGAGCAGGAGAAACUAAAGAAAGAACUGGAGCGACUUAAAGAUGAUUUGGCCACGAUCACAAGUAAAUGUGAAGACUUUUUCAGUCAGGCACCUGCCUCUGCCUCCACGCCCGCCUUGCGGUCUGAGCUCAGCGUGGUUGUCCAGAGCAUGAACCAUGUCUAUUCCAUGUCGUCCACCUACAUAGAGAAGUUGAAAACGGUCAACUUGGUGUUAAAAAACACUCAAGCUGCAGAAGCCCUUGUCAAACUCUAUGAAACUAAAUUGUGUGAAGAGGAAGCAGUUAUAGCUGACAAGAAUAACAUUGAGAAUCUGAUAAGUACUUUAAAGCAAUGGAGAUCUGAAGUGGAUGAAAAGAGAGAGGUCUUCCAUGAGCUGGAGGAUGAGCUGCAGAGAGCAAAGACCAUCAGUGAUGAGAUGUUUAAAACCUACAAAGAGCGUGACCUUGACUUUGACUGGCACAAAGAAAAAGCAGAUCAGUUGGUUGAGAGAUGGCAGAAUGUUCAUGUUCAGAUUGACAACAGGUUACGGGACUUGGAAGGCAUUGGCAAGUCACUGAAGUACUACAGAGAUACAUAUCAUCUGCUGGAUGAUUGGAUCCAGCAAGUUGAAACUACUCAGAGGAAAAUUCAAGAAAAUCAGCCUGAAAAUAGUAAAGCUCUGGCCACACAGUUGAAUCAACAGAAGAUGCUGGUUUCUGAAAUAGAAAUGAAACAGAGCAAAAUGGACGAGUGUCAGAAGUACGCAGAACAGUACUCCACUGCGGUGAAGGACUACGAAUUACAAACGAUGACCUACCGGGCCAUGGUGGAUUCGCAGCAAAAGUCUCCAGUGAAACGACGGAGAAUGCAGAGCUCAGCAGAUCUCGUCAUUCAGGAGUUUAUGGACCUGAGGACCCGAUACACGGCUCUGGUCACCCUCAUGACACAAUAUAUUAAAUUUGCUGGGGACUCAUUGAAGAGACUGGAGGAGGAGGAGUUAUCUGAAGGUACUUGUCAAGGUGGAUUCAUAUGGGCCAUGUCAUUAAUGACAGGAACAAAGUCUAUGCAGAGGCGUCAGGAGGCUUCAGAGCAAGGGGUGUACUCAGACCUGCUCCAGCGGCAGGAGGCGACCGUGCGGGAGAACCGCCAACUCGCGGGGAAGAUCACAGAGCUGGAGAAGGUGCUGGCCGAGCUCGAGAGGCAGAAGUCCCGGGCGGAGCAGGAGCUCCCCAGAGUCCGGGAGGCGGCGGAGGACGCGCUGAGGAGGCAGCGCAGGGACGCGGCGGACAUCGCGCUGCAGAAGGCGCGCGCGGAGAGCGAGGCCCAGCGGUACCGCCAGGAGCUGCAGGCGGUGGAGCGCGACCUGCGCGGCUUCCGGGAGCAGCUGGCGGAGCAUAGCGCUGCCCAGAGGGCGCUGGAGGAGCGUCUGACCAGGAAGGACUGCAGCCUCCAGGAGCUCGAGCGGCAGAGGGGCGAGCUCAUGGCGGAGCUGAGGAGGAAGAAGGCCCAUGAAGCCGAGCUCCUGGAGCUGAUGGAGCGGAUGGAGAAAGACCUCACGUUCCAGAAGCAGGCGGCAGAGAAGCAGCUGGAGGGAAAGCAGAAAAUCGACUCGGAAGCCCGAAGAACAGUAACAGAAAUGCAGCAUCCGUGCAGAGAAAGCGCGCACCCAGCUUGUCCGAAUGCCGAGGCGAAGGACCUGAAGGAGCAGGUGGACGAGCUGAUGGCGGCCAACAGGAGGGCCGAGCAGGACGUGAGGAAGCUGAAGUGUGAACUCGGCGCCCUGCAGCUCGAAAAAACCUCCUCGGAGGAGAAGGCCCGCUCGCUCAAAGAGAAACUGGAUGAGACCAACAAGUCCCUGAGGUGCCUGAAGCUGGAACUGGAAAGGAAGGACCAGGCCGAGGAGGGGUACUCGCGGCAGCUCCAGGAGCUGGGCAGGCAGCUGACCCAGACCACGGGGAGGGCUGCGGAGGUCAGGCGGGAGGCUGCCGACCUCACAAGGAUGAAGCACAGCUAUGAGCUGGAACUGGAGUCGCUGCAGCAGGAGCAGGGCAAGCUCCAGAGGGAGGGGGACCGGAUCAGCAGGACGCAGGCUGCCGCUGAGAGGAGCAUGCAGCAUCUAAACUCACAGGUUACUUCUCCACAGGAUAGCAAGGUGUCCUCUAGAGAAAGAGCAUGGUCCUGCCAGAGAACGUCAGAUAACCUGAAAGAGCAGUUUGAGAAAAGUCACGCACAGUUGCUUCAGAAUAUUCAAGCCGAAAAGGAGAAUAACGAGAAAAUCCAAAAGCUGAAAGAGGAAUUGGAGAGAAGUAAUGAGCAUGCGGACAAGCUCAGGCACAAGGUGGAGGAGCUCACCAGGCAGAAUAACCAAACCAAGUUAACGAUGCAGAGAAUUCAGGCAGAAUCGGCAGAGGUGGUCUUAGAGAAACAAGCCAUCCAGCAAAGAUGCGAAACACUGAAACUCCAGGCGGAUGGUUUCAAAGACCAGCUUCGCACCACCACCGAGCACUUGCACAAACAGACCAAAACGGAACAGGAUUUCCAAAGGAGAAUCAAAUGCCUGGAAGAAGACCUGGCCCAGAGUCAGCAUUUAGUGAGUGAAUUCAAGCAGAAGUGUGACCAGCAAGACCGCAUCAUCCAGAACACAGAGAAGGAGGUGCGAAGUCUGAGCGCGGAGCUGAGUGCAUCCAAAGAGGAGAAGCGCCUCGGGGAGCAGACGGUGCAGAUGCAGCGGGCACAGGUGCAGGACCUGAACAGCAGGCUGAAGAAGGUGCAAGACGAACUGCACUUAAAGACCCUAGAGGAGCAGGUGACCCACAGGAAGAUGGUUCUGUUUCAGGAAGAGUCUGAGAAAUUCAAGCGUUCUGCGGAAGAGUUUCGGAAGAGGAUGGAAAAAUUGAUGGACUCCAAAGAUAUUACAGAACAUGAUAUUUCGGGCAUCCAGCUGGACUUCGUGUCUCUGCAGCGGGAAAACAGCAGGGCUCAAGAGAAUGCCAGGCUCUGUGAGACAAACAUCCAAGAACUUGAGAAGCAGCUCCAGCAGUAUCGCCAGCAGAUGCACCAAGGGCAGGAUGGGCAGGCCCAUCACUACCAGAAGUGUCGGAAGCUUGAGGAUGAGCUGGUGGCCCAGAAGCGGGAGGUGGAAAACCUGAAGCAGAAGAUGGACCAGCAGAUAAAGGAGCACGAGCAUCAGUUAGUGGUGCUCCAGGGUGAAAUCCAGAAAAAGAACACAGCCAUCAAGCCAGACCCUGAGAUGGCAGGGAAAGAGGGUCCAGGCCCCAGGGACCUCCCCUCCACUCCCCCCGUGGCUGGGGUCCCUCUGCAGAGGUGGACUCAGGAACCACAGCCCUCGGAGGAAAGAUGGCAGCGUUGGGGUGCAGAGCAUGUACAGAAGGAGAUCCAGGGCAGGCCAUCAGGGGCUCCAGUUGAGAAAGAGAAAAUCCAGCAGUGCUACUCAGAGUACUUUUCUCAAACAUGCACCGAGUUACAGAUAACUUUUGAUGAGACGAACCCCAUUGCAAGACUGUCAGAAAUUGAGAAGCCAAGAGAUCAAGCUCUGUAUAGUUCCAGACCCGCCAUCAGGUGUCAAGAUGACAAGUGUGAAAUAGAUCUGGUGACGCUUCUGGCGCCCUUCGAGAAGUCACUGGAAGAAGAAAAGAAAGAGCAUGUUGAAAAAGCCAAAGAAUUACAAAAAUGGGUAUCAAAUAUCAGCAAGACAUUGAGAGAUGGAGAGAAGGCUGGAAAGUCUUCCUUUUCUAAGCAAAAGAUUUCCAGUGAGGAAAUUUCAAUCAAGAAGGAACAGUUAUCUGAAGCACUACAAGGCAUGCAGCUGUUUUUGGCUAAACAUGGAGACAAAAUGACAGAUGAAGAAAGAAAUGAAUUGGAAAAACAAGUGAAAACUCUCCAAGAAAGUUAUAAUUUAUUCUUCAGUGAAUCUCUGAAGCAACUGCAACAGUCGCAAACCUUAGGAGACAAGAAGGUAGAGGAGAAGCUGGAUAAAGUCAUUGCGGGCACCGUCGAUCAGAGCACGGGGGAAGUCCUUUCUGUCUUUCAGUCGGUGCUGAGAGGCCUCCUUGAUUAUGACACGGGAAUUCGGUUGCUUGAGACCCAGCUCAUGAUUUCUGGGCUCAUUUCGCCAGAAUUAAGAACGUGCUUUAACCUCAAAGAUGCCCAGAGUCACGGCCUUAUCGAUGAGCAAGUUCUGAGCCAACUCCAAGAACUCGAUGAAAUGAAGGAGAUUAUCUCUGCUGUGUCAUCCACCAGGGUUCCGGUGCUGGACGCCCUGGCUGAAGGUGUGAUCUCAGAGCCCAUGGCCAUCAGAGUGCUUGAGAUCCUGCUUUCCACGGGCUCGCUGGUUAUUCCAGCCACAGGAGAACAGCUGACCUUGCAGAAGGCUUUCCAGCAGCACCUGGUUUCCUCAGCCUUGUUUUCUAAAAUCUUGGAAAGGCAGAGUCUGUGCAAAGACCUUAUCGACCCCUCCACCUCUGAGAAGGUGUCUUUAAUAGAUAUCAUGCAAAGAAGUGUUUUGCAGGAAGACUUAGGGAUGCGGCUUCUGCCUGUGAGGCCACAGGAAGGAGGCAGAAUAACAUUGAAAUGUGGCCGAAAUGUGAGCAUUUUAAGGGCAGCACACGAAGGCCUCAUAGACCGUGAGACCAUGUUCAGGUUACUGGGCGCCCAGCUGCUUUCAGGAGGUCUCAUCAAUUCCAAGUCUGGUCAGAGGCUGACUGUCGAAGAAGCCGUGGCAGAGGGGGUGAUGGACAGAGACACUGCGAACAGCAUCCUCACCUACCAGGUGGAGACAGGAGGAAUCAUCCGCUGCAACCCCGCCAAGCGUCUGACUGUCGACGAGGCAGUCCAGUGCAAUCUGAUCCCGUCCAGCAGUGCCCUUCUGGUCCUUGAGGCUCAGCGAGGCUACGUGGGCCUCAUCUGGCCUCACUCUGGGGAAAUCUUCCCCACAUCAUCAUCUCUGCAGCAGGAGUUGAUCACCAAUGAAUUGGCCUCCAAGAUCCUGGAAGGGAGGCAGAAAAUCGCUGCUCUUUACAUCCCAGAAACUUGUCAAGUCAUUGAUUUGGAGGUUGCCAUGCAACUCGGAAUUAUAGAUAAUCACACAGCAUCGAUUUUAAAAAGUAUAACACUGCCUGAUAAAAUGCCAAACUUGGGAGAUUUAGAAGCUUGUAAAAAUGCCAGAAGAUGGCUCUCUUUUUGUAAAUUCCAACCGUCUAUGGUCCAUGAUUACAGGCUAGACGAGGAUGCUUUUGAUGGAGAAGAGCCAGUGGCAACUCAGAGCUCAGAACAAACUAAAAAAUUGUUCCUGUCUUAUUUGAUGAUAAAUAGCUAUAUGGAUGCAAACACAGGGCAGAGGCUUUUGCUGUAUGAUGGAGACUUGAAUGAGGCUGUUGGGAUGCUCCUGGAAGGCUGUGGUGCAGAAAUUGACAAGGACACACCCAUUGAAGAAUGUUUUGAUGUCUUAAGACUCCCUGAUGUAUCUCUGAGUAACACUGCAAGUAAAGAAAUGGGUGAAAGUCCAGCUUCACCAAGUAGUUUUGAUAAAUGUCAUCAGAGAGAACCUGAACACAAAGAAACCCCUGAAAAUACCAUAGACGAAGAGUUUCAGGAAUUGGAAACUAAUGUUAUCAGGAGUGAAUUUUGGCUGUCAGAAAAUCUGGCAGAUGUAAUCACAACUGAUCUUAAAGUUAAGAAAUCACCUGGUGUGAGUGUUCCCAGUUCCAGAUCACACUUAACACAGCUUGGACUUUCUGAUGUUAGCCUGCCCAGACAAGACUCUGAAAACAGAGUUGAAAAUGGUGAAAAUCAACGUCAAUUAGAAACAAAGGAACAUGCAGAUGAAUGUAGUCAUUCUAAAAACGUUCAGAACUUGGCAAGUGAUUUGAUAACAAAUCCUAUGAUAAAAUCAAAAACUAGUAGAGCCUAUGAUUUAAAUGAAACAGAAAAUGAAGAUAAUAUUAGCAGGGGUUCAAUUCUCUUUGACUAUUCCCCCAGGCUGAGUGCCUUGUUAAGUCAUGAUAAACUGAGGACCGAGCAGGAAAGUUUUCAUGAUGUACACAGUGCAGAGAGUAAUGGAAAGAAAUGUGAAACCUCUACAUUGCCAUUCAAUGACCAAACUGAGUCAUCAGGUCAAAGAAUAAGAGAAAAAUUUCAAAACCAGUUUCUGGGAAUUGCAGCUAUUAACAUAAGUUUAAAGGGAGAACAGGCUGAAGAGAAAUCUUUCAAUGUUGGUUGUAGUAAUCCUCAGGUAGAGUGUCAGAGUGAUGAAUUUAGUUCAGAUACUUGUGGUGAAGAUGAAAACACGCUUGCUACUUCUGAGCAGGAACCCGAAGAUGAGCAGUGUGAGUCCACAGUGGAAGGGUCCUCAGGUGCCCCGACCCCAAGGGCUGGUGGUCAUUAUGUUGGCCUGGCUCCCACCCACACCCCAUCUUUUGAAGGAACUGUCGGCGCCAGUGCUGGCGACUAUGAAACGUGCCCGCUGGAUGACCGGUGCAGUGACACAGACACAGACAGCGAUGCUGACUUCUACGACACACCCUUGUCUGAAGACGAUGACCACGACUCCCUGCUCCUUGGAGGUCACGCCUGUGACUGUCUGCAGCCCGAGGACUAUGACUCACUGCCAGAGGAAGACGACUGGGCCGCUCCUCCUGGAGAGGUUUUCUAUGACGUUUCUAAAGAGGAGGAACAUUCUGUGGGCACCCAGGCAGGGCUGGCUGAUAGCUUAGGUGUGAGGGGAGGAGCACAGUCUCUGCAGGAUUUUCUCAUAGGUGCUGAGAAAGCAGAGUUCGGUUCUGGUGAAGAAAUCCAGUUAAAUUCAUUUGAGUCCUAUGAAGUGAGUGGACCGUUGAUGGAAACUGUAUCAGAAAGGGACAGCACAGAUGACCUUGAAGGUGAUGAGUCUGAUUCAUUGACUGACUAUGAAACUGAGGGAGGAAAAGAGAGCUUCAGGAUGGCGGUAGAAUCUGAGGACGCUGGCUGCUGGGAAGGGAGAGAAAAAGACUGUGUGGCUGGACAAGGAUUUGAAUCUGCUCCUGAUCAUUUGGAUUCUGUGCAAAGGAAAGACAGUUACGAGGAUUCUGUGUCUGGCCCUAACGAGCAGGACGAGGAUGACGGUGGCGCUGAUGCUGGAGACGCGGGAGGGGAGGGCGCGGAGCCCGCGGGCCAGGGCACGGCUGCGGGCGGGGUCGUCCCCGCGUGUGUUGCCGCUGCUCCCGAAACAGAAAACAGCCAUGCAAGUCAAAGGAACAAUAAAACGAUUCUCCUGACUCAAAAGCACCAUCAUAAUUCUAAACAAAAACAGCAGUGUGUGAAUGUUUUACAGCCAGAAUCAAGUAGUAAAAGUAGCUUAGGUCCUGAAAUAAACCGCUUUCCAGAAGAUACAAAUGAGGUUGUUGGAAAAAGUGUAGAAGAUCUGUUGAAUCAUGAGAUGGUCCUUCAGGAUGAAUUACUGCCUAUCAUGAAAGACACUGAAUCAGAAAAUAUCUUUAGCCCUGUUGGUGCCUUACCUAAUACCAGUGUCAGUUCAGCCUCUGAACUUGAGGGCCACCUAAAGAACACAGAGCUUGAGCUGAUUCAGCCAGGAUCUGCUGACUCUGUGAAAGGUGGAAAUCCACAUUGUGAGAAUGUGACACUUGGUGGUGACUCCUCUUCUGAUAAAAUCAUUUGUCCUGAGCCCAGUUUAACAGGACAACCUGCAGAGGAAAGCCAUUUGUCAUUCACAAUGUCUGUAGCUGAUAACGAUCCUCCAGGCAGUGGAAGGGAUCUAAUUAAAAGGAGAGCUGACAAAAGCAAUGUACAAAUAGAAGAUGAAGCAUCAGUUCCUAAAAUGUGCGCAGGUAAAGGAGACGUUCUCAUAGAAGGCCCCUUAGAAGAUAAAUAUCCUAAACUUUUGCCCAGUAAAAGUACAAGGGAGAGUCUUGAUAUAGUUAAUAGUCUGUUUCCAGUCCCACAAACCACACACAGUGAAGAACACAGUCAGGAAGAAAGCCUUAAAAACACAGCAGUAGCUCUUAAAGAUGAACCACAGAACCUACCAACGGUAGUUAGUAGAAGUCCCGUUCAGUUUGAGAAUCUUGAAGAAAUAUUUGACUCAUCAGUUUCCCAAGUGAUCAGUGAUGGCAUGACUUCAGACAUGACCUUGUCCGAAGGGUUUACAAAGAUUGAGACAGAUUCACUCACCGAUGGACCUGAAGAUGAGCUUGAUCUGUUUACUUACUUAAAGCAUUGUGCUAAAGAUGUAAAAGCAAAGGAUGUACUGAAACCAGGUGAAGAUACCCCAAGCUGUAUUCCAGUCGCUUCCCCUCCCAGGAAAGAGCAUUUACAGUUAGGAGUUAAUAAUGCAGACGAGAAGGCAGCUUUUGCCCAAGAAGACUCACCUCCAAAGGAGAUGGGCCAACAGAAAUACCUUCCUGCUGAAGAAAGCACAUCAGGAAUCCCCAAGUUCACACCAGCAGGAGAUGAAAGUAUGCCUUCAGGCUUCCAUCUUGGAAAUGCGGAAGGCCUUGGAAAACACAUGGCUUGUGUGCAGUCAGACCUCGGUGCAGAUGGAGUAAGAAAUAACUCCAGUCAGGCUUUAAGCACUGACUGCUCAUCCUUAGAAAUUAACAGCGAGAAAGAGGGGAUUGAGCAGCCGAAAGGGAAAGAACCAGCCCCGUCUCCAGGAGCCCAGGGCAGCAAGGUGCAGGUCGCUGAACUAUCUCACGUCCUGGUGGAGGACGUCACGGACACCUUAAAAGGUAAUUUGAAAGAAGGUCGUGUGACUCCUCAAGAGCUUGGAAAACCCUCAGCCUGUGCAGGUGCUAACAUUCUAAUUCAGACCUUAAUUACAAGAAUUAGCUCAUCACAGUUGGUGAAUGAAACACCUGGUGUGCCCAGCAACUCUACCACCAGUGGCUGUGGCAUUUCCUGCACCAAAAACUCACCAGAAUUAAGAGCAGGGAGCAGAGAGGGUCCGCUCUGCGCUGCAAACCUCGAGUCUGAGUUGCUCCUCGAUAUACUUAAGCAAAGUCAGUAUAGCCAAAAAGUUAUAGGAGCUUUUGAACUGAUGAAAGAAUUAACUCAGAUGGAGUGUGAUCUGGAGGAAAAGGGUGGGGCAUCUGAACUUCUUCCUCUGCAGCUUGAAGAUGGAUUCUGCAAGCUGCUUCCCGAUGGAUAUUCGGAGAAGGGAGGACAGCGUAGAGACUUGAGUAAAAAAUCACCUACAGCUCCUGAGGUGACAGAUGAGGAGCCACACAGUCUUAAAGAAUUCAACAGCAAGGAAGGAAAGCCCUGUUCCCUAGAUUUACAAAGUGUGAAAGAGAGUGGCCCAGAAAACUCGCCUCUCUGUGCACCAGCUUUGUCAAGAGAUGGGAGGCUGAAGGAGCUGUGUGCUGCGUCCCCAGGCCGUUUGGAAUGUAUUUCAGGGUCAGAAGACUUGGCUUCUGGAGACAGCUCGAUGGAGCGAUUUUCCAAGGAGCUGCAGCAAUGUUUACAGCACAGAUCAAAGAUGUACGAGUAUUUGGCUUUGCUUCAAGACAUGAAGCCUCCCUUUGGCAGCCAAGACUCCCGGAAUGGCAGUCUAGAAGCUUUGAGAGACCAGCUGAAACAGUUGGAGACAUUUGAAUUGGGAUUGGCUCCAAUUGGUGUGAUUUUAAGAAAGGACAUGACGCUGGCGGAGGAAUUUGUAAAGUCUGUGCCGAGUGACUUCCCCAGGGGACCCCUCGAGGACCUGAGCAUGAGCCUCCAGAGUCUGCAGACGGCCCUCUCAUCCCUCCAGGCUGCAUCUUCAGAAAGAAUGAGCCACAUCACGCUGGCGAUCGACUGCGAGGUGUCUAAACUAGCCAUUUCCCAUGAAGAGUUUCUGCAGAAACUCCAGUCAUUCUCAUGUUGGAUAUCGGAGACGAGCAAAUCUGUGAAGGAUGUGGAGAUCAUGGCAGUUCGAGAUGCUGAACUCAUAAAGCAAAGCUUGGAGUUUCUCAAGAAUGUGUUGAAAGACCUCGGACACACCAAGACGCAGCUGGAGACCGCCGCCUUUGACGUGCAGUUCUUCAUCUCUGAACACGCUCAAGAUCUGUCUCCCACCCAAAGCAGACAACUCUUAAGGCUCUUAAACACAACUCAGAAGGGUUUCCUUGACGUGCAGGACUCAGUAACUACCCAGGUGGAACAUUUAGAGGCUCAGUUACAGCUAGAACAAGAUCUCGAUCAUCAGAAGCUGGUGGCCGAGCGUCAGCAGGAGUACAAAGAAAAACUGCAGGGCAUCUGCGACCUCCUCACCCAAACCGAAAACCGCCUCAUCGGUCACCAGGAAGCCUUCGUGAUUGGAGAUGGCACGGCUGAGUUAAAGAAGUACCAAUCCAAGCAAGAGGAAUUACAGAAAGAUAUGCAAGGAAGUGCACAGGCAUUGGCAGAAAUAGUGAAAAACACAGAGAAUUUCUUAAAAGAGAGUGGUGAAAAGCUGUCACAAGAAGAUAAGGCUGUGAUUGAACAGAAACUGAACGAAGCUAAGAUAAAGGGUGAACAGCUGACUAUAAAGGCGGAGCAGUCAAAGAAAGAGCUGGACAAGGUUGUGAAGACAGCAAUCCGAGAGGAAACGGAAAAGGUUGUGGCUGCGAAGCAGCUGGAAGAAAGCAAAACCAAAAUCGAAAACCUCUUGGACUGGUUGGCAAAUGUCGAAAGAGACUCAGGACGGGCAGCGAUGGAGCCAAAACAGAUCAUUGAGCAGAACGGGAUGCACUUUCAAGAGGGUGAUGGCAAGUCGAUGAUGGGAGAAGAGGAUGAGUUUAACGGUAACCUGUUGGACACGGAUGUUGACGGGCAUGUCAGGACCACCGAGGAGAACCUGAACCAGCAGUACCAGAAGAUGAAGGCGCAGCACGCGGAGCUCGUGGCCCAGCAGCAGGCGGUCCUCGCGGCCACACAGGCGGCCCAGGCCUUGCUGGAAACGCAGGGCCACCACCUGUGCCCAGAGGAGAAGGAGAAGCUGCAGAGGAACGUGACGGAGCUGAAGGCACACUUCGAAAGCGCGCUGGCUGCAUCGGAGACGGCGGUGCGCCGGACGCGCUCCUUGCAGGAGGAGCUGCAGAAGUUCGAUGCCGACUGCGGCGAGUUUGAGCAGUGGCUGCAGCAGGCAGAGCAGGACCUGCAGAACCUGGAGGCCGGCGCGGACGACCUCAGCGGGCUGACAGCCAAGCUCAAGCGGCAGAAGAGCUUCUCGGAAGACGUCAUUUCGCACAAAGGGGACUUGAGGUACAUCACCAUCGCUGGCAACAGAGUGCUGGAGGCAGCCAAGUCUUGCGGCGGGAGAGAGGGAGGAGGCCGGGCUGAUCGGGACCAGGUGGACACCUCUGCCGCCCACAGAGAAGUGCAGGGCCGGCUGGACCGCGCCACCGAGCGCUUCAGGUCCCUCUACACAAAGUGCAAUGUCCUCGGGAAUAACCUCAAAGACCUGGUGGAUAAAUACCAGCACUACGAAGACGCCUCGUGCGGGCUUCUCUCUGGGCUCCAGGCCUGCGAGGCCACAGCGAACAGACACUUAUCCGAGCCCAUUGCCGUGGACCCUAAAAACCUGCAGCGGCAGCUGGAAGAGAUGAAGGCUCUGCAGGGACAGAUAUCAAGUCAGCAGGUGGCUGUAGAGAAACUGAAGAAAACAGCUGAAGUGUUGUUAGACUCCAGGGCAUCUCUCCUUCCCGCCAAGAGUGACAUCCAGAAAACGCUGGAUGACAUUGUCGGGAGGUACGAUGACCUGUCUGCGUCUGUGAGUGAGCGGAACGAGAAGCUGCAGAUGACGCUGACCCGCUCGCUGAGCGUGCAGGACGGCCUGGACGAGAUGCUGCUCUGGAUGGCAGGGGUGGAGCGCUGCCUGCAGGAGCCGAGCCAGCUGCCCUUGAGUUCCACCGCUCUGCAGGAUGUCAUCAGUAAAAGCAUCAUGCUGGAGCAGGACAUUGCAGGGCGGCAGAGCAGCAUAAAUGCCAUGAAUGAGAAAGUGAAGAGGUUCACAGAAACCGCCGACCCGUCCACUGCAUCCUCGCUACAGGCCCGGAUGAAGGACUUAGCCUUCCGGUUUUCAGAAGCAAGUCACAAACACAAAGAAAAACUUGCCCAAAUGGAGAAGCUCAAAACCAAAGUGGAGCGGUUUGAGAACCUCUCAGAAAAGCUCCAGACUUUCUUAGAAGCCAAAACCCAGGCUCUCACUGAGGCAGAUGUACCUGGGAAGGAUGUUACUGAGCUGUCUCAGUUUAUGCAGGAAUCAACAUCUGAAUUGCUAGAACGCAAGAAAGAUCUGGAAGUUUUGCAGAACCUUUUGAAGGAGAUCUCCAGCCAUGGCUUGCCAGGGGAUAAGGCUCUAGUUUUUGAAAAAACAAAUAAUUUGUCAAAGAAAUUCAUGGAAAUGGAGGACACUGUCAAAGAAAAAAAAGAAGCAGUAUCUUCUUGUCAAGAACAGAUGGGUGCCUUUCAAGUCCUGGUUAAAUCAUUAAAAUCAUGGAUAAAAGAAACCACAGAAAGAGUUCCCGUUGUGCAGCCUUCUUUUGGUGCAGAAGAUUUGCAGAAAUCUUUGGAAGAAACCAAGAAAUUACAAGAGAAGUGGAGCUUAAAAACACCCGAGAUUGAGAAAGUCCGCGACAGUGGGGACUCACUGUGUAACCUGGUCAGCGCUGUUACCGCCCCCGCCAAGGCCAUAGCAGCAGUGAAGCCAGGUGGCGUAAUAUUAAAUGGUGAAGGAACAGCCACUGAUACUCAGGAAAUUUUGGCAAAUAAAGGCUUAACAUCCAUUAAAAAGGACAUGACUGACAUAAGCCAUGGCUAUGAAGAUCUCGGCCUCUUGCUUAAGGACAAAAUAGGCGAGCUGAGCACCAAGCUCUCCAGACUGCAGAAGGCCCAGGAGGAGUCCAGUGCCAUGAUGCAGUGGUUGCAGACCAUGAGCAACACUGCCACAAAGUGGCACCAGGCGCCGACACCUAUGGACACGGAGGCUGUGAGAAGCCAAGUCGAACAGAACAAGUUGUUUGAGGCAGAACUGAAGCAGAAUGUGAACAAAGUGCAGGAGUUGAAGGACAAGCUGACGGAGCUGCUGGAGGAGAACCCGGACACGCCGGAGGCCCCCAGGUGGAAGCAGAUGUUGACGGAAAUAGAUUCUAAGUGGCAAGAACUCAAUCAAUUGACAGUUGAUAGACAACAAAAGCUGGAAGAAUCCUCAAAUAAUCUAACCCAGUUCCAGACUGUGGAGGCUCAGUUAAAGCAGUGGCUGGUGGAAAAAGAACUGAUGGUCAGUGUCCUUGGGCCCUUGUCAAUUGACCCGAAUAUGCUGAACACACAGAGGCAGCAGGCGCAGAUUCUCCUGCAGGAGUUCGACACCAGGAAGCCGCAGUACGAGCAGCUGACCACGGCCGGCCGGGGCAUCCUGCAGAGACCUGGGGAGCACCCAUCCCUCCACGGGACUGUGAAGGAGCAGCUGGCGGCCGUGACCCAGAAAUGGGACAGCCUCACGGGCCAGCUGAGGGACCGGUGUGACCGCAUUGACCAGGCCUUUGGGAAAAGCACCCAGUAUCAAAGCCUGCUGAGAAGCCUGUCCGAGAAGCUGGCCGACCUGGACGAUCAGCUCAGCAGCAGCGUGGCCGGCAGCGCACACCCCGACGCCAUGAGCCAGCAGCUGGAAACAGCCCAGAAGCUGAAGCAGGCAGUGGAGCAGGAGGGGAAGCGGAUCAGCACGGCGCAGGCCCUGGGCGACGACCUGGCAGCCCUGGUCCGAGAAGAGUAUCUGAGAGCAGAGCUCAGCCGGCAGCUGGAAGGCGUCUUGAAAUCGUUCAAGGAUCUGGAGCAGAAAGCAGAGACCCAUGUCGAGCACCUUCAAUCAGCCUGUGCCAGCUCUCACCAAUUUCAGCAAAUGUCUAGAGAUUUCCAGGCUUGGCUGGAUACUAAGAAGGAAGAACAAAACAAGUCUCCCCCGAUAUCCGCCAAAGUCGAGGUCUUGGAGUCUUUAGUGAAAGAUCAGAAAGACUUCAGGAAAACGCUGACUGCCCAGUCUCACCUUUAUGAGAAAACCAUUGCGGAAGGCGAAAACCUGUUACUAAAAACCCAAGGAUCUGAGAAGGUAGCCUUGCAGUUACAGCUGAACACUAUUAAAACCAGCUGGGAUGGACUGCAGAAGCAGGUAAAGGACCGAGAAGACAGGGUGAAGGACACGCUGGAGAGAGCCCUCAAGUAUAAAGAGCAUGUGGGCACGCUCAGGCCGUGGAUAGACAGAUGUCAAGGCAGCCUCGAGGAAGUCAAGUGUAGCUUGGAUCCCGCUGAGACGGAGAAAGCCCUCGCCCAGCUGAAGGCUCUGCAAAAGGAGAUGGACCAGCAUUUUGGGCUGGUGGAGCAGCUGAGUGGUGCAGCUGGCAGCCUGCUCGGUGUCUGUGAGGUGGACCAGGAGGUGGUGGCAGAGGAGAGGGAGUGCCUGCUCCGGAAGGUGGACAUGGUCACCGAGCAGGUGCACAGGAAAAAAUUCUCCCUCGAGCACAUGGCCCAGAAGUUUAAAGAGUUCCAGGAAGUUUCCAAAGAAGCUCAGCGCCAGCUUCAGGGUGCAAAGGACCAGCUCGCGGUGCACGACUCCCUGGGGCCCCAGGCUCACAGCAGCAAGUCCCUGACCGUGUUGCAGACCCAGCAGAAAGCCCUCCAGACCUUGAAGUCACAGGUGGAUCUGGCCCAGGGGCUUGCCCGGGACCUCGUGGCAGAGGCCUCUGACUCCAAGGGCACCUCCGAGGUACUGCUCCAAGCAGAGACCUUAGCGCAGGAGCACAGCGCCCUCAGCCAGCAGGUGGACGACAAGUGCUCGUUCUUAGAAACCAAGCUUCAGGGCAUUGGCCAUUUCCAGAACACCAUCCGAGAGAUGUUUUCUCAGUUCGCGGAGUUUGAUGAUGAGCUGGACGGCAUGGCCCCAGUGGGGAGAGACGCGGAGACGCUGCAGAAGCAGAAGGAAGCCAUCAGAGCCUUCCUGGAGAAGCUGGACGCGCUCAUCGCAAACAACACCAAUGCCAAUAAGACCUGCAAGAUGAUGCUGGCCACGGAGGAAGCCUCUCCCGACCUCGUCGGCAUCAAGCGGGACCUGGAGGCUUUAAGCAAACAGUGCAACAAGCUCUGGGACCGCGCACAAGCCAGGAAAGAGCAGGUUGAAGGGACCAUUGUGCGCCUUGAGGAAUUCUACAGCAAACUCCAGGAGUUUUCUACUCUGCUCCAGAAGGCUGAGGAGCUUGAGGAGUCUCAAGGCCCCGUUGGCAUGGAAACAGAGACAAUUAAUCAACAGCUCGAUGUAUUCAAGGUGUUCCAAAAGGAAGAGAUCGAACCCCUGCAGGUGAAGCAUCAGGAUGUCAACUGGCUGGGGCAGGGCCUCAUCCAGAGUGCCGCCAAGGGCGCCAGCACCGAGGCCCUGGAGCACGACCUGGACGAUGCCGGUGCGCGCUGGAAGACCCUCAACAAGAAGGUGGCCCAGCGGGCAGCCCAGCUGCAGGAGGCCCUGCUGCACUGCGGGCGCUUCCAGGACGCCCUGGAGUCCCUGCUCAGCUGGAUGGGUGACACCGAGGAGCUCGUGGCCAAUCAGAAAGCCCCGUCCGCCGAGUUCAAGGUGGUGAAGGCCCAGAUACAGGAGCAGAAGCUUCUCCAAAGAUUGCUGGAUGACCGCAAAUCUACUGUGGAGGUGAUCAAACGGGAAGGAGAGAAAAUCGCCGCCACGGCAGAACCUCCGGAUAAAGUGAAGAUUUUGAAACAGCUGAGUCUGCUGGAUAGCCGAUGGGAGGCGCUGCUUAGUAAGGCCGAAACGAGGAACCGUCAGCUGGAAGGUAUCUCCGUGGUAGCACAGCAGUUUCACGAAACCUUAGAGCCGCUGAACGAGUGGCUGUCGACCACAGAGAAGAGGCUGGCGAACUGCGAGCCCGUUGGAACCCAGGCGUCCAAGCUGGAGGAGCAGAUUGAGCAACACAAAGCCUUAGAAGAUGACAUCCUGCAUCACAAUAAGCAUUUACACCAGGCCGUUAGCAUUGGCCAGUCUUUAAAGGUUUUGAGCUCCAGGGAGGAUAAAGAUAUGGUGCAGAGUAAACUAGACUCCUCCCAAGUGUGGUACAUUGAGAUUCAAGAGAAAAGCCACAGCAGGUCUGAGCUCCUGCAGCAGGCUCUGUGUAAUGCUAAGAUUUUUGGGGAAGAUGAAGUGGAGCUGAUGAACUGGCUGAGUGAAGUGCAUGACAAGCUGAGGCGGCUCUCGGUCCAGGACUCCAGCCCCGAGGGGCUGUGGACACAGCAGGCUGAGUUGCGGGUUCUGCAAGAGGACAUACAGCUUAGAAAACAAAAUGUAGACCAGGCACUGCUGAAUGGCCUGGAACUACUUAAACGAACAACAGGUGAUGAGGUUUUAAUCAUUCAAGAUAAGCUGGAAGCCAUUAAAGCGAGAUACCAGGACAUCACUAAGCAGAGCACGGACGUUGCGAAGACCCUGGAACAGGCACUGCAGCUUGCACGGCGGCUGCAGUCCACCCACGAGGGGCUGUGCGCCUGGCUGGACAAGGUGGAAGUCGAGCUGCUCUCGUACGAAACACAGGUUCUGAAGGGAGAGGCUGCCAGCCAAGCACACGCGAGGCAAAAAGAGCUGAAGAAGGAAGCCAAGAGCCACAAAGCCCUGCUGGACUCGCUGAACGAGGUGAGCGCCGCCCUGCUGGAGCUGGUGCCCUGGAGGGCGAGGGAAGGCCUGGAGCGGACGGUGGCCGAGGACAACGACCGCUUCCGCCUGGUCAGCGACGCCGUGGCACAGCGGGUGGAGGCCAUCGACGCGGCGCUCCUGCGGGCCCAGCAGUUUGACCAAGCGGCCGAUGCUGAGUUAGCCUGGAUUAAUGAAACAGAGAAGAAAUUGACGUCUCUGGGUGACAUCAGGCUUGAGCAAGACCAGACCUCCGCUCAGCUGCAGGUUCAAAAGACAUUCACCAUGGAGAUUUUGCGACACAAGGACAUUAUUGAUGAGCUUGUUAAAUCUGGACAUAAAAUCAUGAGCACGUGCAGCGAAGAGGAAAAGCAGCCUAUGAAGAAAAAACUGGACACGGUGCUGAAGAACUAUGACACCAUCUGUCAGGUAAACUCGGAGAGGUACCUGCAGCUGGAGCGGGCGCAGUCCCUGGUAAGCCAGUUCUGGGAGACGUACGAGGAGCUCUGGCCGUGGCUGACGGACACGCAGAGGGCCAUCGCUCAGCUGCCCGCCCCUGCCCUGGAGUACGAGACCCUGAGGCAGCAGCAGGAGGAGCACCGGCAACUGCGCGAGUUGAUAGCCGAACACAAGCCUCAUAUAGAUAAGAUGAACAAAACUGGGCCGCAGUUAUUGGAGCUGAGCCCGAGGGAAGGCUUUUCUAUCCAAGAGAAGUACGUGGCCGCAGACACCCUCUACAGUCAGAUUAAAGAAGAUGUCAGAAAGCGAGCUGUGGCCCUGGAUGAAGCCAUUUCUCAGUCAACUCAGUUCCACGACAAGAUCGACCAGAUCCUGGAGAGCCUGGAGCGUGUGGUGGAGCGGCUGCGGCAGCCGCCGUCCAUCUCGGCGGAGGUGGAGAAGAUCAGGGAGCAGGUCAGCGAGAACAAGAAUGUGGCAGUGGACAUGGAGAAGCUGCAGCCCCUGUACGAGACCCUCAGACAGCGGGGCGAGGAGAUGAUCGCGCGGUCCCAGGGCACGGACAAGGACAUAUCUGCCAAAGCUGUUCAGGAUAAGCUCGACCAGAUGGUGUUCAUCUGGGAGAACAUCCACGUGCUGGUGGAGGAGCGGGAGGCCAAGCUGCUGGAUGUGAUGGAGCUGGCGGAGAAGUUCUGGUGUGAUCACCUGUCCCUGGUGGUCACCACAAAAGACAUGCAGGACUUCAUCCGCGACCUGGAGGACCCCGGCAUCGACCCCUCCGUGGUGAAGCAGCAGCAGGAAGCAGUGGAGGUCAUAAGGGAGGAGAUAGAUGGAUUGCAGGAAGAGCUGGACAUGGUUAUUAACCUCGGUUCUGAACUCAUUGCUGCGUGUGGGGAGCCUGACAAGCCCAUUGUCAAAAAAAGUAUAGACGAGCUAAAUUCAGCAUGGGAUUCUCUCAACAAAGCUUGGAAAGAUCGGGUAGACAGACUUGAGGAGGCGAUGCAGACUGCCGUUCAGUACCAGGAUGGACUGCAGGCAUUAUUUGACUGGGUAGAUAUCGCAGGUGGCAAAUUGGCUUCCAUGUCUCCAAUUGGAACGGAUCUUGAAACCGUCAAGCAGCAGAUUGAGGAGCUAAAGCAAUUUAAGUCAGAGGCAUAUCAACAGCAGAUAGAAAUGGAGAGACUGAACCAUCAGGCAGAGCUUCUGCUGAAGAAAGUAACAGAAGAGAGUGACAAGCACACUGUUCAGGACCCACUGAUGGAGCUGAAGUUGAUAUGGGACAGUCUGGAUGAGAGAAUCAUCAACAGACAGCACAAGCUGGAGGGCGCCCUGUUAGCGCUGGGGCAGUUCCAGCACGCACUGGACGAGCUGCUGGCCUGGCUCACGCACACCGAGGGCUUGCUUGGCGAACAGAAGCCUGUUGGAGGAGACCCUAAGGCCAUCGAAAUCGAACUCGCCAAGCAUCACGUGCUCCAGAAUGAUGUGUUAGCUCAUCAAUCCACUGUGGAAGCCGUGAAUAAAGCAGGAAAUGACCUAAUUGAAUCAAGUGCAGGAGAAGAAGCGAGCAGCCUUCAGAACAAGCUGGAGGUUUUGAAUCAACGCUGGCAAAAUGUUUUGGAAAAAACAGAACAAAGGAAGCAGCAGCUGGAUGCUGCCUUGCGCCAGGCCAAAGGGUUCCACGGUGAAAUUGAGGAUCUGCAGCAGUGGUUGACCGACACCGAGCGGCAUCUGUUAGCGUCCAAGCCUCUGGGAGGUUUACCAGAAACAGCCAGGGAGCAGCUCAAUGCCCACUUGGAAAUCUGUGCUGCCUUUGAUGUUAAAGAAGAAACAUAUAAGAAUCUGAUGCAGAAAGGCCAGCAGAUGCUUGCAAGAUGCCCCAAAUCAGCAGAGACAAAUAUUGACCAAGACAUAAAUAACUUGAAAGAAAAGUGGGAAUCGGUGGAAACGAAGCUCAAUGAAAGGAAAGUUAAACUGGAAGAGGCUCUCACCUUGGCCAUGGAGUUCCACAACUCCCUCCAGGACUUCAUCAACUGGCUCACCCAGGCGGAGCAGACCCUCAACGUGGCUUCCCGGCCCAGCCUGAUCUUGGACACUGUCUUGUUUCAAAUCGAUGAACACAAGGUCUUUGCCAAUGAAGUCAAUUCUCACCGAGAGCAGAUCAUAGAGCUGGACAAAACUGGAACCCACCUGAAAUAUUUCAGUCAGAAGCAAGAUGUCGUUCUCAUUAAGAAUCUGCUUAUCAGCGUACAGAGUCGCUGGGAGAAAGUGGUCCAGCGCUUAGUGGAGAGAGGAAGAUCUUUGGAUGAAGCAAGGAAGAGGGCCAAGCAGUUCCAUGACGCUUGGAGUAAGCUUAUGGAGUGGCUGGAAGAGUCAGAAAAGUCUCUGGAUUCUGAACUGGAAAUUGCCAACGACCCAGACAAAAUCAAAACGCAACUGGCACAGCAUAAGGAGUUUCAGAAAUCCCUCGGAGCCAAGCAUUCUGUGUACGACACCACCAGUAGGACCGGGCGUUCCCUGAAGGAGAAGACCACCCUGGCUGACGACAACCUGAAGCUGGACGACAUGCUGAGUGAGCUCCGGGACAAGUGGGACACCAUCUGCGGGAAGUCGGUGGAGAGACAAAACAAAUUGGAGGAAGCCCUCUUAUUCUCCGGGCAAUUCACGGACGCCCUGCAGGCCCUCAUUGACUGGCUCUACAGGGUCGAGCCCCAGCUGGCCGAGGACCAGCCUGUCCAUGGAGACAUCGAUCUGGUGAUGAAUCUGAUCGAUAAUCACAAGGUCUUCCAGAAGGAGCUGGGGAAGAGGACCAGCAGUGUGCAGGCGCUGAAGCGCUCAGCCCGGGAGCUCAUAGAGGGCAACCAGGAUGACUCCUCGUGGGUCAGGGUCCAGGUGCAGGAGCUGAGUACACGCUGGGAGACCGUGUGCGCCCUGUCCAUCUCCAAGCAGAGCCGCCUCGAGGCUGCCCUGCGCCAGGCGGAGGAGUUCCACUCGGUGGUCCACGCCCUCCUGGAGUGGCUGGCGGAAGCCGAGCAGACGCUUCGUUUCCAUGGUGUCCUCCCAGACGAUGAAGAUGCUCUCCGGACUCUCAUCGACCAGCAUAAAGAGUUCAUGAAGAGACUGGAGGAGAAGCGCGCCGCCCUCAACAAAGCCACCGGCAUGGGGGACGCCAUCCUCGCCAUCUGCCACCCCGACUCCAUCACCACCAUUAAGCACUGGAUAACCAUCAUCCGGGCCAGAUUCGAAGAGGUGCUGGCCUGGGCAAAGCAGCACCAGAAGAGAUUGGCCGGCGCCCUGGCUGGGCUCAUCGCAAAGCAGGAGCUGCUGGAAGCCCUGCUGGCCUGGCUGCAGUGGGCCGAAACCACGCUGAGCGACAGGGACAAGGAGGUCAUCCCCCAGGAGAUCGAAGAGGUGAAAGCCCUCAUCGCGGAGCACCAGACCUUCAUGGAGGAAAUGACCAGAAAGCAGCCUGACGUGGACAAAGUCACCAAGACCUACAAGAGGAGGGCAACAGACCCUUCCUCCUUGCAGUCCCACAUCCCAGUCUUGGAGAAGGGGCGAGCAGGACGUAAACGCCUCCCAGCCCCAAGCUUCUAUCCCUCUGGAUCACAGACGCAAAUUGAAACCAAAAAUCCCAGGGUCAACUUACUGGUGAGCAAGUGGCAGCAAGUCUGGCUUCUCGCCUUAGAGAGGAGGAGGAAGCUGAACGACGCCUUGGACAGACUGGAGGAGCUUAGAGAAUUUGCCAACUUUGACUUUGAUGUCUGGCGCAAAAAGUACAUGCGCUGGAUGAACCACAAGAAAUCUCGAGUGAUGGACUUUUUCAGGAGGAUCGAUAAAGAUCAAGAUGGGAAAAUAACCCGACAAGAAUUUAUUGACGGAAUCCUUUCCUCAAAGUUCCCUACCAGCCGCCUGGAGAUGAGUGCAGUUGCAGACAUCUUCGACAGAGAUGGAGACGGGUACAUCGACUACUAUGAAUUUGUAGCUGCCCUUCACCCAAAUAAGGAUGCAUACAAACCCAUCACUGAUGCUGACAAAAUCGAAGAUGAGGUGACAAGGCAGGUAGCUAAGUGCAAAUGUGCAAAACGAUUCCAGGUUGAACAGAUUGGAGAUAACAAAUACAGGUUCUUCCUGGGAAAUCAGUUUGGAGACUCCCAGCAACUCCGGCUCGUCCGCAUCCUGCGCAGCACUGUGAUGGUUCGCGUUGGAGGUGGAUGGAUGGCGCUCGAUGAGUUCCUGGUGAAAAACGACCCUUGCAGGGUUCAUCAUCAUGGGAGUAAAAUGUUACGCUCGGAAUCAAACUCUUCAAUCACUACUACUCAGCCUACUAUAGCUAAAGGAAGGACGAACAUGGAGCUGCGGGAGAAGUUCAUCUUGGCGGAUGGAGCCACUCAGGGCAUGGCUGCCUUCCGGCCGCGGGGCCGGAGAUCCAGGCCCUCAUCCCGGGCGGCCUCGCCCAACCGGUCCACGUCCGUGUCCAGCCAGGCCGGCCAGGCCGCCUCCCCGCAGGUCCCCGCCAGCAGCACACCCAAGAUUCUCCAUCCUUUAACACGCAAUUAUGGUAAACCCUGGCUGACAAACAGCAAGGUGUCAACUCCCUGUAAACCAGCUGAGUGCCCUGACUUUCCUGUGUCAUCUCCAGAGGGGACGCCGAUACAGGGAAGCAAGCUCCGACUUCCGGGAUACUUGUCAGGGAAAGGCUUCCACUCCGGGGAGGACAGCGGCUUGAUCACCACCGCAGCUGCCAGAGUGCGGACCCAGUUUGCCGAUCCCAGGAGGACGCCGAGCCGACCCGGGAGCCGGGCCGGCAGCAAAGCCGGCAGCCGGGCCAGCAGCCGCCGUGGCAGUGACGCCUCGGACUUCGACAUCUCGGAGAUCCAGUCCGCGUGCUCCGACGUGGAGACUGUCCCCCCAACACACAGGCCUACGCCCCGAGCAGGUUCUCGGCCGCCUGGAGCCAAGCCUUCCAAAAUCCCCACGCCCCAGAGGAAAUCACCUGCCAGCAAAUUGGACAAGUCCUCCAAGAGAUAGUGCAGUUGGUUCCGCCACGGCCCUUCCUGAAGCCUUUACUAUUUAAGUCUGAGAGAUGUAACAUAUGAUGUAGAGAUUAUUGUGAAAUAUUGCAAGAGGUGAGUUUAAAAAUUCUGCAGAUGGCCUUAUUUGUGUAUUUGUCUUUUUCUUUCCUCUGUAUGAUUUUGGGUCAGAUAGUCUGGGGUUGGACUCACACCCUCUGUGAGGCGGGAGAGAGUGUUUGACAGGCACAGAGGUUCCUACACUGAGCACACGGUACCUGAAGGUAAGUCCACAGCCUCCCGGCAGCCAGCCCUCCACUGGGCGCUAACGUGAAGGAUACCUCAUGACAUGCCCCUGCUUCUCUGGAAACCCCGAAAAGCCAACAGACACCCCCAGGGAUCUGUUCCGAGAUGAUGUCAGUGUAAACUGCAAGAUGGGGGGCAGAGAGACAGACACACCCACCGCGGUUCUUAUCCUCCUGCUGACAGAACUCACAGGAGGUUCCUUUCCGCGCCUUCCCAUGUUCUGAGACUCCCAGACUCUUGUGCAUUUCUGCGCCCAUGGCUUCGCCCGAGGCCAGAGGCCACCUGGACCUGAGACCUAGUAUCCUGUAAGAGUAUCAUCAUAAAGUACAUUCAUCUAAAUGUGAGGUUUUCUUUUGCUUGAGUGGACAGUAGCGCCUGUACCAUUGAACUCAUUUUGUAUCAAAGCAAGUUUGCUUGCGGAAAAGCUAUGAAAUAAAAUAUGUCCCUUAACUACAUUGCUAUGGAAUUAAUUUUUUUCCCCAGGGAAAAAAAACAAAUCCGUGUAUUUUUUUAUGAGCAAAUAUCCAUUUGGAGUGACCAAAAGAGACUUAAAAAUGGGUUUAUUUUGAUUUUCUCAUCUGAAAUAAUCAUGUUCUGGUAUUAUAUCUAUAUUUAAUAAAUAUAUACCUUUUAAUUUAUUAUGUAUACUCACAUACUAUAGAAAGAUAUUAUUAUAGUAUGCAUUUAAUAAAACAUAUUCACUUGAA